Ficedula albicollis (Collared flycatcher) is the source of this 848-nucleotide messenger RNA. RefSeq names its product 39S ribosomal protein L50, mitochondrial. The record is from RefSeq and is a predicted model, not a curated record. Gene Ontology annotation, cellular component: mitochondrial large ribosomal subunit; mitochondrion. NCBI's taxonomy places the organism in Eukaryota, Metazoa, Chordata, Aves, Passeriformes, Muscicapidae. Bases 49 to 612 code for a protein of 187 amino acids. The transcript has 3 exons.
CCGUUUACCAGCGAGGGGGCUGGCCUGACGGAGCGGACUACAUUUCCCAUGAGGCUUCGCGGGACGCGGCAGGAAAUGCGUCAUCCUCGGUGGCCGCGGGAAGGCGCUCGGCAGCUCCCCAGCAUGGCGGCGGUGCAGGCGCUGCGGGCGGGGGCACGGCGGAGGCCGGGGCUCGGCCCCGCGGGACUCAGAGCGUUCUGGGGCGGCCGCAGCAGGAAGGAGGAAAGAGAGGUGGAAGCCGACCGAGCAGUUCCUGAGAAGGAGGAGAGGAGCAAGCCCAGUCUGAUCUGUCCCCUGCCAGGCAGCCAGAGUUACCUCCCUCCCGAGGGCCUGCAGAGCUGCCUCGAGUCCCACGUCAGGGAGGUCUUUGGGCCCUCUCUUCCUGAGGACUGGCAGCAGACUCCCCUGCAGGAGAACAGGCUGAAACAUCGCCUGCUGGCCCGGCUGGCAGCAGAGCUGGGACACGCUGUCCCCAACUCCCAGCUGCACCAGAUGCGCCAUGCCGGGGAUGUCCUGGCCUUCUAUCGCACCCCCGUGAAGGACGGGAGCAAGAUCGAUGAACUCACGGCCACAGAGCUGCCCCCGAACCUGAAAAUCAUCUGGCAGCACUGAGUCCCGCCAUGGAGCAUCCCUGUGGUGCCUGGCUUGUGCUGCAGGGCAACAGCAGAGCCCUCUCAUUGGGGUGAAAUCUGUGAAUUUCACUAAUAAAGGUUCACUGAAAUCUCUUCACUCAGUAGAAGUCUCCAACAGCCCUAUAAAAUCAGCUGCUAUUGAGGCAUCUUGUCCAAUUCUACAGCGUCUGUUAAGAGUGUGUUGAGUUUUUUAAGUUCUUAAAUUAAAGGUGUUAG